Molecule: messenger RNA, 2535 nt
Organism: Malania oleifera
Lineage: Eukaryota; Viridiplantae; Streptophyta; Magnoliopsida; Santalales; Ximeniaceae
Product: O-fucosyltransferase 8
Exons: 11
Coding region: 162-2117 (651 amino acids)
Source: RefSeq, a predicted model, not a curated record
GAGAGAGAGAGAGAGAGAGGACUACAGCUUCUAACUCCUGCAGGCUUCUGGUGUCUGCUGUAACAAUGUUUAGAAAGUGAUCAUCCAUUAUUUGUUUAAAUGACAAUGUGAAAUACUCUGGAAUGGGAGAUUGUGGCAAUAUGCUGUAUUGAGAGAGAGAUAUGAUGGGAAAACAAGGGUCACCGAGAAGUACGCAUCCGAAGUCUCUUAAUCCUGUUUCAUCAUUUGGAAUGAAAGAUUAUCACAAAAGAGGCUUGGAGGCUCUACUGGGCAAUGAUCCUUAUCUUGGGAGGAGAAUGUCAUCAGGAGGGGAUUACCAUUGCAGCAAAGCUGUUUGGCUUCAUGGGGUGAGGAAUGAUGCCACAAAAUUUGGCUCUUGUAAGAGUGUCUAUGCAGGGAAAAAGCAAGUGUGGUUUCGUAAGAAUGUGAGAUCAAUUGCAUUUGCUGUUGGGCUGAUGGGUUUCCUUUUUGUGCUUGAUUCACUUAUGGUAUCUUUUUUUGAUUGGUCCAAUCUUCAUUCUAGUCCAACCCGCAAACUAUCAAGCAGGCUGAAGUACCUUGAUUCUUCUGCAUUGGAUUCACAUAGAUGGAAUUUCCACUUCUUGGAUCAACCUUAUGAGGAUAAGGGUGCUUACCGCAGUGAAUCAAAGCUACCAGUACAAAUGUAUGAACGACUUCUAGCUUUGGCUUCUGGAACUCAGGCAGAGAAAGAGUUUAAGCAAGAUUCAUCAAAUUUUUGGGAGGAACCAUAUCGGCAGGCAGCCUCAUGGAAACCUUGUGCAGACAGAAUGGAUCCAACAAAGAUAGGGAAAUCUGACAGAAGUAAUGGCUUUAUAUUGGUCAGUGCAAAUGGUGGCCUCAAUCAACAACGAGUUGCCAUUUGCAAUGCUGUUGCUGUAGCAUCUCUACUUAAUGCUACUCUUGUUCUUCCUACAUUUUUAUACAGCAAUGUAUGGAAGGAUCCAAGCCAAUUUGGUGAUAUUUAUCAAGAGGAACAUUUUAUGAAUAUCUUGAAGGAUGAUGUAAAUAUUGUAAGGGAGCUCCCUUCCCGUUUGAAAUCAGUGGACUUGGAAGCAAUUGGCAGUCUAAUUACUGAUGCAGAUAUUGUGAAGGAGGCAAGGCCCAUAGAGUAUGUUGAAAGCAUACUACCUAUCCUAUUACGGAAUGGAGUUGUUCACUUCUUAGGAUUUGGAAAUCGGCUGGGUUUUGAUCCAGUACCUUUUGGGCUUCAGAGGUUAAGAUGUAAAUGCAAUUUCCAUGCUUUGAAGUUCGUGCCAAAAAUUCAAAAAGUUGGUUCAUUAUUAGUUAGAAGGAUAAGACAAUAUGAAGGAGCUCGGACUAUGCUAGAUAAGCAACUGCUAGGGAACUUUAUGUCUGACAUUCCCUUCAAAGGGCAUGAUACUGCAAGAAACCCAUCGAAAUAUCUUGCAUUGCACUUGAGAUUUGAGGUGGAUAUGGUAGCCUACUCGCUAUGUGAUUUUGGAGGUGGAGAAAAUGAGAAAAAGGAACUUCAAGCCUAUAGAGAAGAUCAUUUUCCACUGCUCAUUGAGCGCUUGAAGAACUCAAAACCCGUUUCUUCAAGGGAGUUGAGACAAUUGGGAAGAUGUCCAUUAACACCAGAAGAAGCAGCACUUGUUCUGUCUGGUCUUGGUUUUAAGCACGGAACUUACGUCUACCUAGCUGGGUCUCAUAUAUAUGGGGGGGAAUCUAGGAUGCGCCCCUUCACUAGCCUGUACCCCAAUUUGGUCUCAAAGGAAGAUCUUCUCACUCCCAGUGAACUUGCACCUUUCAGGAAUUUCUCUUCUCAGCUGGCAGCACUGGACUUUAUUGCCUGUGCCACUGCUGAUGUCUUUGCCAUGACUGAUUCUGGGAGCCAACUAUCUUCCCUGGUGUCUGGCUUCCGUACGUACCAUGGUGGUGGCCAUGCUCCUACCUUGCGCCCAAACAAGAAGAGGCUGGCAGCAAUCUUUUCUGAGAAUAGCACAAUAGGUUGGGAAAACUUUGAAGGAAGAGUCAAAAAGAUGAUUGAGGAGGGCCAAAGGGUGCACACAAGGAGAUUUGGUCGAAGCAUUUAUCGGCAACCAAGGUGCUUGGAAUGCAUGUGCAAAUCUCAUUAGUAUGUUCUCGCAAUGACGGACCAUUUCAAAGCUCUAACGUAUUUUUUUCUGUUCAGCCAUUUCCAUGCCAUAACUUGGCGCUACAAUUAAACCUCCAACAGAAAACAGAUACUAACAACAGGAACAAAUGGGUUGGCAGUUGGCUAGUGGCCGACAUUUAACAUUUAAUUUUUUGAUUUAUUUAAGCCUCGGCAUAUCACAUACGGUAACAUUUUGGCUGUGGAGUUGUAAAUAUCUCCUUUUUCCCCCGCCCCGGGGGGAGGGGGGGGGGUGGGGGGUUGUGGGGUGUGGUGUUUGCUGUGAAUUGUUUCAUUUUUUCCUCCCUUCUUCCAUUAUGUACUGGGAAUAAUGUAUAUUUGAUGAAUCACUGUAUUUACUCCAUAUUUGGAAAUAGGUCUGUUUCUGAUGAGACCAUAGC